Molecule: messenger RNA, 633 nt
Organism: Blepharisma stoltei
Lineage: Eukaryota; Ciliophora; Heterotrichea; Heterotrichida; Blepharismidae
Source: the annotation of a GenBank genome assembly
AUGCACUUAGCUUACUGCUGACCCUUUGAAGACCAAAUUUUGCAAAUAACCAAUUUAGUGACUGAAAUAUUGAUUUUCUUAAUAAUGAUCGCUACAUCGGCUUUUUUAUUUAAUUUUGAGCAAGAAGUUAUAGAAGCGAUUGAGGAUUCUAUUAUCAUAAUUGUUAUAGCUAUUAUAGCAAUCCAAACAAUUUCUUCAAUAAUUAUUUUUUCUAAAACUUUAUACCAAACUAUAAAAAGAAAGUUAGUGAAGUCAGGAAUUGUCAAAAAAAUCAAUAAUCCGUAAUAUAUACUUUGUGUGCUCUUUUUUAUUGAGAUUAGGAUUAGCCAUAUUGGUGACGCAGUCACCAAAGACCUCCUGUACAGAAGCUUCUACCAUUUUUCGACUCAGCCCAGUGGGUCUAUCCCUCUUGCGAGUGCCCUUCCGGUGCCUUCUGUCUCCUCCUUGCCUUGUGGCUUCAGUCUUGAAUUGGCGACUUAUGGAUUUCUGCUGUUUCGGGCGAUUGGAGUAGCUUAAUUCCAAGGAUCCUUGAAGUCUAUUGGGUAUCGAAGUGCCGUUUGUUUAUUUGAAAAUCUUUUAAAGUGCUGAGUUCUUCAAAAUGAGUAUAAUCGUAAUAGAAUAAUUAAAAUGUAA